CACUCAUCCACACAAAAUGCUGUGAAUUGAAGUAGAUGAUUAUUUCUUUUUCUCAGCUGUGUUGGUAGAAAUCGACGAUCAUUACUUUGAGCUGUGUUAGUAGAUGACUAUUACUCUGUGUGAAUUGAAGUGAACACUCAAAAAAUUGGUUAAGAAUCUGCAAACGAGGAGAAGAUCGAUCGCAUUUGCAUUCAUCCUGGAUCUGGCAGUGCAUACGUAGGGUUGCAUAUUAUGAUAGGGAGACAUCAAUAUAGAGAAUAUUGCCAACGUGGGGGGACCGGCUUAUGCAGAUUAUCUUGUUUUUCAAGUGAUAUGGAAAGUGAUCCGAUUACGAACACUACUGCAGAAGGUUCAAGAGAUGGUCUACAAAGAGGUCGACCUUUGCAUGGGAGAAAAAGUGGUCCGACAAGGCGUUCAACAAAAGGGCAAUGGACACCAGAAGAGGAUGAAAUUUUACGGAUGGCUGUCCAACGCUUCCAAGGAAAAAACUGGAGAAAGUUAGCCGAGUGUUUCAAGGAUCGAGCAGAUGUACAGUGCUUACACAGAUGGCAAAAGGUUUUGAAUCCAGAACUUAUCAAAGGUCCAUGGUCAAAAGAGGAGGAUGAAAUCAUAGUUGGGUUGGUGAAUAAAUAUGGGCCAAAAAAGUGGUCUAGCAUUGCACAGCAUCUUCCUGGGCGUAUUGGAAAGCAAUGUCGGGAAAGGUGGCACAAUCAUCUUAAUCCUAAUAUAAACAAAGAAGCAUGGACACAAGAGGAAGAACUAGCUUUGAUUUGUGCCCAUCAAAUUUAUGGAAACAAGUGGGCAGAGUUGUCAAAGUUCUUGCCAGGAAGAAGCGAUAAUGCAAUUAAAAAUCAUUGGAAUUCUUCUGUCAAGAAGAAACUGAACAUGUAUAUGGCAUCAGGGCUACUAUCUCAAUACCAAGGUACACCACUACUUGUUAGCCUGUCAAAUCAGUCAGCAUCUUCUUCUUCUUUAAAGGCACCAAAAAGCAUUGAAGAGGAUAAAGAUGCAGCAGAAGUGGAGGAAGCUUCUGGAUGCAGUCAAGAUUCAGUCUUUCCCAGCACUUCUCAACCUGUAAGCAGCACAAUAAACAGAACUGCUCAACAUGAUGAGGAUUGCAGAGCAACUGCAGGAUCGCCUUCCUUACCCAGUCCUGAAGAUUAUCCUCUUGCAUUUCAAGGAGUCACAUAUGCCACAACAGAAGCACCAUGUGACCCAGGUGCUAAUCUUCAGCAGGAUUCAUCUAUAGACUGGAGGACCUUUGCCGGGAAAGAUUGGCAAGCAAAUACCGAUGACCUUGACAUGUCUAUGCUGGAUCUUGGGCAAGAGACCUCUGGAACAUUCAUGCAAAAUUUAAGUGGGAGUGAUAAUCACGAUACAAUACCCUUUCCCAAGGAGAUUUACAUGCAUUUGCAUGAUUCCGUUUCCAUGGUAAACAUGGAUAUGGGUUCUGGUACCCCGAAUCUAGUAACAGAUGCAAACGGAAAUAGGGUAUAUUCUGAUGUGGGCCAUGGUGGACAUCCCUCUGUAAAUGAUAUUUGUGAUUCUCACGAAUCAGAAAACCCGUUAGUUCAUAAUUAUUCAAACCAUGAGAUACCUUAUGCAUCAUCAAGUAUACCAGGAGCUUCGCCUGCUCAACCUAACCAUGUUCCUACUCAACUUCCACCAGAUGAUGGUCCAGUCUUAUUGAGAACAUAUCCAGAUCAGUUUGACUAUUCCGCACAUGUGAAUGGUGAGCCUGAGUCCAUUUCCCCGGGAACACUGAACGAGUUUUUCUAUGGUAAUGAAUCCAAUUGCUCUCCUCGCGAGGAAAAUUUUGAUGAGGCGAAGAGAUCAUCAAAACUAGUUCCUGCUAAUGACUUUGUAUUGCAACCACUUAAUAUUGAUUCAUCGUGUUGUUCUUCCAAGGAAAAAGAUUCAGCUGAUCAGCAGGAUUCAGGAGCUCUAUUCUACGAACCUCCUCGUUUUCCAAAAUUGGAUAUUCCUUUUUUCAGCUGUGAUCUAAUACAGUCUUGUAGUGAUAUGCAUCAGGAGUACAGUCCACUGGGAAUCCGUCAGCUGAUGUUAUCUUCCAUGUCGCCGUUCAAACUUUGGGAUUCACCAACCAGAGAGGGUAGUCCUGUAGUUGCUCUAAAAAGUGCUGUGAAAAGUUUUACGAGUACACCAUCAAUACUGAGGAAAAGACACCAUGACUUGUUGUCCCCUUCGUCAGAAAAAAGAGAUGAGAAGAAGCUUGAAAGCUUUAGGCCUGAAUCAGUUUCGAAUAUAGCUAAUGAAAUCGCUUGUUUAGAGGUUAUUUUCAACGAAUGCUUGGAAGACCAGAAAGGUUUGAACCGGCAAGGAGACUUUACAGAAAAAGAAAACUUCAACCAUUCUUGCGAAGAGGCAAUGAAUGAUGAUAAUCAAAGUCAUCUCAUUGCAGGAAGCAGAAACUCACAGCAAGAUAAUAUCGUCAGUGAAUGCUCAGGAAAGCAAACUAACACCAUGGAUAAAGAUUUGAUGGAUAGGGUACACGGGGACAGCAUUUAAGAGGAGCAUGGAAUCUCCUCCACUUGGGUUGAUUAACACUUGCAUACCAGGACCCAGAGUCGAGCCUGAUAUAAGUAUAACCAUUGAGGUCUGGAUAUGCAAGUAAUCAAGAAUUAUAAAGCUCUUUUCCAUUAGAUCUUGUCCCAGAAUAUGCAUCUUUUGUAGGAAAUUGGUUACUUGAGCCCGGGGGUCGAAGUUAUGAUGCCAUUGAGCUGGGCGAGCAGACUGCUUGUGCAUUGGCUGAUGCCCAGAAGGUGUUGGGAGAUGAAACUACUCCAGAGUCAUUACUCAAGGGGAAAUGCUUCACAAAAGAGCAACGAGAAAAGGAGUUCAAACACACUCCAAACACUCCGGCAGAACAUCAAUCCCUUUCAGCUUCAAAUUUGAUGGUUGUGUCGAAAUUUCAUUAGGAGCUAUCUUAGCUUCUUUCCCCUCUGUGAAAUUUUAAUUCUCCUUUAAAAUCUAAUGAAUUUCUUUAACAUGUUUCGCUUAAGAUAUUCACUAUGGUAAUGAAUUUCAGCGAACGUGGAACACCAGGUAAGGAAGGGUAUGAAAUUUUCAGGCAGUGGUGGUGUUGCAACUCCAUCAUCCUAUCUGUUGAGGAGUUGCAGGUGAUGAUAUUCAUGAUUUCACUGCAGCAAGUAUCCUACUAUCGCUGGACCUGUAAUUUUUUAUUAAUCUUUUAUUGUAAAAAUUCAUUCAUCUUACCAUCCCAAAAAAUAUAUAGUGUUCAUCUAGGAUCAAGGGUUUUGAGUUUUAACAUAUUCAUCUCUUACUGAGUGAACUUGGUUCAAUGAAAUAUUUUUGGUGUCUUUCCUAGUAGUAGUAAAAAAUCUGUAUGCAUUAACCAUAUUGAAACCAAAUGAU
This is a messenger RNA of Salvia splendens (bonfire salvia), 3396 nucleotides long. Its product is annotated as transcription factor MYB3R-1. The transcript is spliced from 9 exons. The record is from RefSeq and is a predicted model, not a curated record. Gene Ontology annotation, biological process: regulation of DNA-templated transcription. Gene Ontology annotation, cellular component: nucleus. Lineage: Eukaryota; Viridiplantae; Streptophyta; Magnoliopsida; Lamiales; Lamiaceae. Bases 232 to 2529 code for a protein of 765 amino acids. Gene Ontology annotation, molecular function: RNA polymerase II cis-regulatory region sequence-specific DNA binding; DNA-binding transcription factor activity, RNA polymerase II-specific.